Molecule: messenger RNA, 2568 nt
Organism: Caenorhabditis bovis
Lineage: Eukaryota; Metazoa; Nematoda; Chromadorea; Rhabditida; Rhabditidae
Source: the annotation of a GenBank genome assembly
AUGGAACCCUCUGGAGCUAGCACAUCGUUAGAAGCGCAGGCAAACAUUGCCUCCAAUACUCGAAGAAAACGGCGGUCAUCAAUUGGAACUGAAUUAUUAUCAGCAUUUCUGGAAAAUGAGAAAAUGGACAAAAUUGAAACACCAGAAAGAAUGACGAGACCUGUUCGUAAAACAGUGUUAGCUGCGAGAUAUCGGAUGUUGAAUACCACUAAAGAGGUUCUAAAUAGGCGAAGGAAAUUAUCGAUGGAUAUUGGAGAAAGGCCGUUAAACCUGAAAUCAUGCUUUAACAAUAAAUGUAAACUUGCUCAAAAAACCGCAAAGAAACUUGUUUCAAAAUAUCGGAGGAGUCGUUCGAUGUCGGCCACGCCGUCAGCAAAUCGUCGCAGAAGUUUGGCUCUACGCUUUCAUGAAGUGUGCACGAUACGAGUUAUCACCCCGAGAUCCGACUACAAUCCCGCCCAUUUGAAAUUGCCGACCUCCGAUGAUGAAGGAGAUUGCCCAAAUCCUCAACGACAGCGAUUAAGCACAGUGAAACUUGAUAUUACACCGACAUCGAAAGCUUAUCUGGAAUCUAUUAAGGAUAAAGAAAACGCAAACAUUCAGUUCAACGCGUCGAUGGUGUUUGGAGAUGACGGCUAUCCGGAAUCUGAUAUCGUUUCGACCGAUUCAGGACCAUCGUCGUCUGCUUCGAAACGUCGCAGAAAGCGCAAAUCGCUUGUGUUUGGUGCCGGCUCACCUUUAAAAGUUCCAGAUUUCGCGGCUUCUUUAGACGACACAAAAAUUGAAGAUGCUGCGGAAAAAGCGGAAAUAUUCCCCUUGUUCAAAUCAUCGACACCCGAGCCACAAUUAAAAGAGCCAAAAAGACGAGCGCGUCGAUCAGUAAAAAUUGAAGCCGAGAAACCGGUAGAGGAUAAAAAUGUGAAUAAAAGAAAAUCGAUUGCGAAACCUGCAAUUGAGAACACUCGUAAAACUCGUAGACGGACAUUAAUAAAGACGCCGGAAGUUAUUGAAAUUGACGACAAACCCGAAACACCGCCGCCAGCUGUUCCACAAAAGGACUGGUUCCGAGAUUGCGAUAGAUCCGACGAAGAGAAGCCUCAUUUCCCAUUCCGAUUACUCUCUGCGUCAGAAUCUAGUGAUUAUGAUAUUUUGAACGGAAUUCAAACUCCGCCAGAAUUCUCUUUUGAUCCAACAUAUAUGGAUAUUGAGCCGGCUUGGGAUGAGCUAGUUGAAGGCAAAGACGAAAUGCUAAGAGUCAUUCAAUGGCUUCGAAGGUGGAAGAAGAAAGUUCGAAGAAUAGCACAAAAAGAGCAGGAAGCUGAGCUAAAUUCGAAAAAAAAGAAAGUUAGCAGCAGCGCGAAAAAAUCUAAAAAGUAUAGGGAUGACGAUGAUGAGGACGAUGAGGAUUAUGAAGGUUCAGACGAGGAAGAGCUCGAGAACCCCUUGAUCUUGAUUGGACCAACCGGUGUAGGAAAAAGCGCAUUUAUAUCAUCGUUAGCAAAAGCAGAAAAUAUGAAAAUUGUUGGAAUGGGACCGGAAGUUGAGAGAAACGGUAUGGCAAUUCGAUCGAAACUAACUGAAGCUAUGAAGUCGCACCGGGUGAAUACCCAGCAGCCUAGUGGGUUAUUGGUGCGUUUUUUCGCCAACGAGCGAGUCGAAUAUCGCAAAAAAGACAAUGAUGGUCCGAAAAAAGAAGCGUCCAAGUGUGUUUUGGACACCGAUUUUGCGCAAUCGCUUGUCGUUUUUGAGCACGUCGACUUGCUGUUUGGAAAUUUGGAUCGGCACGCGGCGACAGCGUUGAUCGAUCUAGCCAACACAGCCGCAGUGCCUGUGGUUUGGACGUGUGAUUCGGAAUACCCGAGGAGCGCAUAUCAAGCCGAGCUCGAGAAAUCGCCGCUUCUAGUGCAUCUCCGACGACGAAAUACUAAAGUUCGGAAUUAUGUGCAGAAAAUGGUUCAAGAAUCAACCGGAAUCGAAAUUGACGAUGACAGCAUGAAUCGAUUGGCCAAAUCGGUCAACUAUGAUCUUCGAGGUCUGAUUCAGCAAGCGAAGAUAUUCGCGUUUGUUCCGGAUAAGCCUCUUCCGUUGGGUAAUCGAUAUUUGAUAAAUGCGGGCUUCGAUACGGUUUGGCAAUGCGAAACAGAGAAAUCGUUGCGAGAGACAUUGAAAGAACAGGCAGAAGCCCGAAAACUUCUUGUUGAGGAGAAUUUGAUAGCGACCUAUACAGAUAUUUACAAAAUCGCACCUGACGGGUUAAUAAGGUUCCCAAAAAUUGGAAUUGAGCGCUUGCACGACAAUGAUGAAAUAAAUCUUUGUAAGAAGAUGUCGCAAUUCAAUGAAAACUACGAAUUGGGAUACCGAUCAUUUUCGGGAAGAUUCUCGAAGAAAAGCAUGAUAACUGAUGUUCUACCGAUUUUGGAAUAUGCAGAAGAAGUUGAGAAAAAACGGAAAAUGGCUUCGAGGAGGCAUCAACAUCGUUUCACAGCUGCAAACAUAUCGGAAUAUUCACUGGAUGAUGAGGGAUUGAUGCAGGCGCUUGCCAGAAUCCGCACAUUAUCCACUUCAUAG